AACAUUGUAUAUAGCUAAUCAUAUGUAUAGGUAGCAUAUUAGCAUAUUCUUAUUUCAAUAUUAUUAAACGACUGCUUCCAUUAUACCUAUAUGCUGCAAUUUAACCAUUCCUCUGUUAUUAGAAAAAAAUACCUAAGUGAGUGGUGGCAAACCUAACGGCAUGCAUCCUGCAGCAGGCUGUUUGUAUCAUUGAAAGCUCUGAAAGGUUCACCGUCACUGAGCUAGGCCUUUCCUAGUAAGUAGUAUCUCAGCAAACAUUUUAAUACAUUCGUUGUUGUCAUUUCAGAUUACUAUGUGAGGCUGAAUAAAAGGAGAAGAGUUUAAAGUUAUUGAUAUCCAUUUUAACCCUGGAGUUUAUACUUUAGCAGUAGUUUGUGGUAGAGUUGAUCUCGUAUUUCAUAAUGACUGUAUGUUACACUUUGAACAAUCAGAACCAAAAAAAAAAAAAAAAAAAGCAUUUGUCUCUUGGUGUCUACAGGGGAUUGACUCCAAGGCCAAUGGAGGAGGCUUUAGUAACUGGCUUGGAAAUGUAUUUCUGUUCCUUCUAUAAUAGCAGAAUCCAUGGAUGCAACUGGCAUAAUAUUUGCAUAUAAUCUACAUAUGCUUUACACUUUAAAACUCCUUCGUUGAAAUUAUGAGACUAUCAUUCAAAUGGAAGCAUUGUAGUUCUUCGGAACCAUUAUGAUCUCAAAAGAAAAGGAGAGUGAUACAGAUACUGGCUGAGGUGUUUUGAGGUGCAUCGAAGUGUUCCAAGCUGUGACUUACCUUAACAUGUUCUUGAAGUACCAUGGCGUGGAUUAAAAGGAAAUUUGGUGAGCGGCCUCCACCUAAACGACUCACUAGGGAAGCUAUGCGAAAUUAUUUAAAAGAGCGAGGGGAUCAAACAGUACUUAUUCUUCAUGCAAAAGUUGCACAGAAGUCAUAUGGAAAUGAAAAAAGGUUUUUUUGCCCUCCACCUUGUGUGUAUCUUAUGGGCAGUGGAUGGAAGAAAAAAAAAGAACAAAUGGAACGAGAUGGUUGUUCUGAGCAAGAGUCUCAACCAUGUGCAUUCAUUGGAAUAGGAAAUAGUGACCAAGAAAUGCAGCAGCUGAACUUGGAAGGAAAGAACUAUUGCACAGCCAAGACAUUGUACAUAUCUGAUUCUGACAAGAGAAAACAUUUCAUGUUGUCUGUAAAGAUGUUCUAUGGCAACAGUGAUGACAUUGGUGUGUUCCUCAGCAAGCGGAUAAAAGUCAUUUCCAAACCUUCCAAAAAGAAGCAGUCACUGAAAAAUGCUGACUUAUGCAUUGCCUCAGGAACAAAGGUGGCUUUGUUUAAUCGACUUCGAUCCCAGACAGUUAGUACCAGAUACUUGCAUGUAGAAGGAGGUAAUUUCCAUGCCAGUUCACAGCAGUGGGGAGCAUUUUACAUCCAUCUCUUGGAUGAUGAUGAAUCAGAAGGAGAAGAAUUCACAGUCCGAGAUGGUUACAUCCAUUAUGGACAAACAGUCAAGCUUGUGUGUUCAGUGACUGGCAUGGCACUCCCGAGAUUGAUAAUAAGGAAAGUUGAUAAGCAGACAGCAUUAUUGGAUGCAGACGAUCCUGUGUCACAACUACAUAAAUGUGCAUUUUACCUUAAGGAUACAGAAAGAAUGUACUUGUGCCUUUCUCAAGAGAGAAUAAUCCAAUUUCAGGCCACUCCUUGUCCAAAAGAACCAAAUAAAGAGAUGAUAAAUGAUGGAGCUUCAUGGACAAUCAUUAGCACAGAUAAAGCGGAGUAUACAUUUUAUGAAGGAAUGGGCCCUGUCCUGGCCCCCGUCACCCCUGUGCCUGUUGUGGAAAGUCUUCAGUUGAAUGGCGGCGGGGAUGUAGCAAUGCUUGAACUUACAGGACAGAAUUUCACUCCAAAUUUACGAGUAUGGUUUGGGGAUGUAGAAGCUGAAACUAUGUACAGAUGUGGAGAGAGCAUGCUUUGUGUCGUCCCAGACAUUUCUGCAUUCCGAGAAGGUUGGAGAUGGGUCCGGCAGCCAGUCCAGGUUCCAGUAACUUUGGUCCGAAAUGAUGGAAUCAUUUAUUCCACCAGCCUUACCUUUACCUACACACCAGAACCAGGGCCAAGGCCACACUGCAGUGCAGCGGGAGCAAUCCUUCGAGCCAAUUCAAGCCAAGUGCCCUCCAGUGAAUCAAACACAAACAGCGAAGGAAGUUACACAAACGCCAGCACAAAUUCAACCAGCGUCACAUCAUCUACAGCAACUGUGGUGUCCUAACCACCGUCUUUUUGCUAGGACUUAAACUGACCUGAGUGCAGCAAAAAGUUGUCAAAAAGGAAAGGAAAAAAAAUGAACAAUCUUUUGUGGUUUCUUGGGAAAACUUUUCAUACCAAGUGAUACUGUUCGAAAACCCCAUUGCCUGCGAGUGCUGGUUUGAGAUGCAGAAGCCACAGUAAAACAAACAAACAAAAAAUCAAAAUGUACAAAUUAUUGGAGAUUGAGUUUUUCGGCUGUUUUUUUGUUGUUGUUUGGUUGGCUUUUGUUUGGUUUUGUUAAAAUGGGCGAGAAAUGGAUACGUGGCUGGUAUAAAAGCUAAGCAAACUAGAAGACACAAAUCUAACCUAGUUUUUAUGGACCAAGGCACUUGUAUAAGCUUUAUUAGUAAAAGGUACAUGUUCACCAGACCUUUUUUUAUAUCACAGUAUAUAGUACAUCUUGUUACCAAAUAGGUUGUUCUCCCCACCCUCUUUGAGCUUUUGCUCUGAAAUACAUUCAGGUUCCAAGCUUGACCAUGCUUGUUGAAUACAUUACCACACCCACCCAGGUUCUUUUGGUCUAAGGCUGGAACUUUUUUUUCAAACUGAAGUCUUAUGACUUUUCAUGAGUUAAAACUGUUCUGAUUUCAGCAAGUCAAAUCUUGUAAAGGCCUGUAUACGUUUUUUUAAGAUUAUAUGAAGUCUGUGCAAAAGCUUUAAAGACAAUGCCUCUGCCUUGCCUGCAAUACAUGCAAUGUAUGUUAACUUAGUCUCCUUCUUUAGUCACUGUUGGCAGUUAUUUGUGUUUUCCUUUUUUUUUUUUUUUUUUGUUUAAAUGUAUUUAUAGUGGUAAUCCAAGAAGCUCUGACAUUCACGUGGAAUUCAUUGUGGCCGUGUAGUCAGUAAUGAGUUAACGGCACAGAAUAUGUUGAUAUUUGAAGUGUCCUCUCCCCUUCCCACACAUAAUUCAUCUGUGUGUUCCAGGGUUAGUUCAAUUUUCCCCUCCUCCUGAUGUUGUACAUAACUUGUAUUAUGUGUAAGUUAAACUUUUUUUUUUUGGAACUUGGAAUUCUCCCAGCGAUUUUUUUCAACAACCUGUUUUUUUUGCAUUGUUGGCAAAUGAUUAAAAAAAAAAAAUCAUGCGAAAUUUUUGCUACCACAUGGUAGAUGGUGCCCUUCUGGUAGAAUGAGGAAAAUCUCAGUAAAAUAUGUUGUAUUAUUGUUACUUUUUUUUUCUUUUUUUUGCCUAGGCCAGAACAUCAUUGUAAUCUUAAAACAUAAGAUGCUUCUAUUAGAUGGUCAGCUAGAAUAGCUGGAAGACAGUACCUUAGGAACAGAUGGUUGGAAGUUUAUAAAAAUGCAAAUGUAACUUAUAUUUCCAAUUUUCUUCUGCCUUUGUAUUCUCUCUUCCCCAGUACUAAGUGUCUCCACCAGUGUCUCCUACUUAGAAGAUGUGUCUUUGCCUUUCAGUUAAAGUUUGUUCUCAUUCAGGGCUGGGUACAGCCCUGCGUGGCGAUUUUGCCAGUUUUGCUUCCAUUCCCACACUUUGAUUAUUACACCUUUGUUCAGUUUCUUAAAACUACACUAGACUCACUGAGCAACAUUAGUACCGUAACUGUGUGUAACGUUAUAGGACACAGCCUAGGGACACAAUCAUCCUUCUUAGAGUAAAAACUACCUCUAGAUUGUGGUAAGCUUUUACUGUCCCAUAAAACAGGAGCCACAAGUACCUUAUGGAUGCAAAACUGUAAGUUCUCCAGUGUUCCCAGUGUCUUGCUGGUGUCCUGGGCUCUUUUGAGUUUCCUUUAAUAGACUUUAAAAAUCAGUUAUUAGGGGCAUUUUUUUUUUCAGCUUUGCUGUCUUCAUCACUCCUUUGUUUAAACUAUGCCACUGUAAAUACUUUUCCUCACAUCUUUAAAUUGCCUCUUCCUCAGUUUUCAAGGGGAAAGUCAUUUGUAAAACACGUGAGGUGGUUAAAGCAAAGUUACCGCAGUUUUCUCUUACUGCGAGCCUUUUUAAUCACCUCAGGAUACAUUGUACUAUAAAUAGCCUUUUCUCUUCAAAUCUGCUCCAGUGACUCCUUUGGGGAAUCAAAUCCUGCCUCACACCUUAAAUCUGUUUCAGUGAUCAGGGCAGAAUGCAUUGUGGCCUUAUCUUUCUUUGUUGUAACUGCUCACUGGCUGUUACUGGCAGACUUGCUUAUUUGAGUAGUAUUUAUUCUCUCUGUUGAGUCACGGAAGUAGUCGUUACACAGUGCUUUUGUUUAAUGUAAAGGUGUUGUCAGUGCUGCUUGAUUUUUUUUUUUUAAUGGGCCACAAGUUUCCUAUAUUUCUUGAUUUGGUAUUCAGUUAAAUCAUAUUAAAUUAACCAGUAACAAAUGGGAUGCUUUUUGAAGAAUAAACUAUUCCUUACUCAGCUUUUAGGUCAAAAUAAAUUUUCAGGUUCAUGGCUUUAUUAAAACGAACUUUGGUUCUUUUCAAUGUUUGUAUCUUCUUUUGGUUCUUUUUUUUUUUUCUAAUAAGAUAAUUGAAAUAUUGGACUGUAAACCUUUUUUCCUGUUUUCUUUUUUGGAAAAUCCAGAAUGUACCAAUAUAGGCAUUUUCUCCAACUAUUUUAUGCCAUUCUCAUACCACAGACCGAAGAGUGAAAUGGUAUCUGUUAUAGCUCACUGUUCAUCAGUAGUUACUUUGUCCGCUGCUUCAAAAAAAAUCUUCAUGGAUUUGUGAGUCAUUUUAUGCUUCGUUGUAUAACUUGGGAGAGUCUUGCCCUCCUCUUACAGUAGAGUUAUGUUCCUCCCCCGUGAUGACAUUAUUACAGGUGUCAGUCAUUCACCCUUAGGAACAUUCUCUGGAAUGGAGAAUGAUUACCUACAGUAUCUUUGAUUUUUUUAAAAAAUGUGUUUUGGAAGCAUUUCUUAUUCUGUCAUGAUUCUGUACAGUUUCUCAAAACAGGCAUACAACCAAAACGUGUGACCCAACACUUUCUACCAGUCUCACUGCACUUGUCACAGGGGUUGGGAAAAAAGCAAGCUAAAGAUGCCAACAACAUAGAACGCCCUUUAUAGUUUGAAUGAGUGCAGAGUUGAACACUCGUACAGUAUUCAACUCGCAGAUGACUUUCUUAAACUGUGGCAACUAAAGGUGUCCUCAUCUAGAAUUAACUAGUGAAGUAUUUUAACUAGUGAAGUGUGUGUCGCCUCUUACUACACAGACUCACUUGGCAUCGUAACUGUUAAGCUCUUUUGCCUUUGUUUUUAGUGAAACCGGUACCAUCUGUGAGCUCACAGAAAGUUCAAUGCCAUCUUUGAGAACUAACCCAACUAGUCAGGUUAACCAGGAAAUCUGAGGGGGAGGAGUUCCCUUUUGAAACAAAACGCCGUUCAAUGAUUAACCAAGUUAACUUACUUUGAUUUCAAAAGCAGCUGUGUUUCUGAUGAGUACUGAACAAAUGUGUGUAAUUUUCUGUGCCAGACUUUUGACCUUGUUUUCAAGCACUGUACUGUGGGAUGGAUGGUUAGAAACAAUAAUAUAUUAGGGUUUCUGUUUAACCCUUUCAGGACUGAACUGUAUCGCCUUUCAUUAAUUUUUCCCUGUGUCGUGAUAAAUGUUUGCCAGCAUUCAGUACUGUGUUGGUCCAGAUGUAGUUUUAUAUUCUCAUUUUUAGUUGUUUCUCGUACCUUGCAGCAUGCUCUACACAUUCAGUCCUUAAGGGGUUUAUUUUACAAACUGUGCGCCUGUAAGGUUUAUUAGCAAUAAGAUAGAAAAUCAAGCAAGUUUAUACCAUAAUUUUGUAGAAAAAAAGAAUCUGCUCAGUUCCAUAUUUCACCCAUGAAAAACCUGCAAUACGGGCAGUUUCAAGGAAUAAAUAAAAAAGAAAUGUAAACCAUUGUA
Chinchilla lanigera (long-tailed chinchilla) is the source of this 6116-nucleotide messenger RNA. It is a transcript of the gene Rbpj, whose product is annotated as recombination signal binding protein for immunoglobulin kappa J region. Gene Ontology annotation, biological process: Notch signaling pathway; regulation of transcription by RNA polymerase II. The transcript is spliced from 12 exons. Gene Ontology annotation, cellular component: nucleus; MAML1-RBP-Jkappa- ICN1 complex. Bases 788 to 2248 code for a protein of 486 amino acids. The record is from RefSeq and is a predicted model, not a curated record. Lineage: Eukaryota; Metazoa; Chordata; Mammalia; Rodentia; Chinchillidae. Gene Ontology annotation, molecular function: DNA-binding transcription activator activity, RNA polymerase II-specific; RNA polymerase II cis-regulatory region sequence-specific DNA binding.